GGUAUACUUUGCCAGGCACACUCUGUUGAGGGUAGCACUUAUUUGUACAAAUGAUAGACAUGGAAGAUCAAUCGAUGGCAUCCAUAUCUGGAAGAGGGUUGAAAAACACAAAGGAAGAAACUGCUUCUGAGGCAGAAUGCCCGUUUGGCGUACCUAGCUCAUCUGUAUUUAGUUAUACAAAUAUGUCAUCUGUGGCCAAUUUCCAAGAUUGGUCGGAGCAGAGCACCGGCACACAUUCAUUUAUUGUUCAAUUGUCUGCAGAUAGCAAGGAGGGCAAUUUACAUUGUAGCGGUUUUCCGGGAUGUCAUAGUAUCGAAAUACCUACAUCAACGGAUGAAACGAAUGAUACACAUCGCACAACUGGUAUCACACAGAGCCUUAUUCACAUGGCGGCACCAGAUGAACAUUCUGAUUCGAAUGUAUCAUCGACUGAACCACUAAACCAAUCGACCUCAUCUGUUUCACAAUCAAACAGUCUACUUGGCUCCCCUCUGAUGGAAGAUGUUACACCGUCGAUUAAUACUCAACCAGUAGAAGAGCACAAGACUGCGUAUAUGAAUCAUUCGUCAGACAUAAAUGUCGGCGUUGAUAAUUGUUCCAAAAAACGUGAUAUUCCAAAUCCCAAACAUGAGAAUCAACCAGAGCAGGAAUCUGUGGCUACAGCGGAUGUAACCCCGCAUACUUCUGAAGAUCACAAGCCCGAUGAUUCUAAAAAACGUAAAAACCCUAGAAGGGCAGCUGCAAAGAAGGCUGUUUAUGCUUCGGUAGAAUCUGAAGAUCCUAUGUUGACACAGUCAGGUGUUCCUGCUGACACCAAAACCGCGAAAGGAAAGGCUGCACCUAGGGGUGGACGUAAUAAAAAUGGUUCCAACCCGAAACGUAAGAAAAAAGAAGUUGACGAUGGAGACUCAGAUAAGGAUAUUGGUCCGCAAUCUAAGAAAUUCAAGAAAAAAGACUUCAUUCGUGAUACACUGCAUAUGUUGACUAUGUGCAAGCUCAAUACGCCAAUACCGGAGGAAAUAUUCAGUGUUAUUACGGACAACUAUGUAUCAAUUUCUGGUUCUCUAGAAGAUCAUGUAAUUGACAGCUACUGCUGUGAUACUGAUAUUUUGAGUGUUGAGGAGCUCAAGAAAGAAAUGGGAGCUAGUGAUAACAUUUUCGUGUCAAAGUGCCAUCUCAGUGUGAAUGAAGAAGGAAUUCCAUGUUGGUGCUGUUGUUAUAUAGAUUUCUUUGGUGACUUUGAACAAAAAAAGUUUGUCACCGAUGUGCUAGGAUUUGAACUAGCUGAACAACUUGCUGAAAGAAGCAGGGAAAAUGCCGAGAUAUCAUUUCACAUGUUGUGGAUACAGCAAAAUAAGGAUCACCUAAAUUUCGAUAUACCAGAUAAUGCAUCGAAAUUGGUAUUAGAAAGAUUGAUCCAAAUAAAGGAUAUCCUCAUGCGAAUUGAUGACAUCGGAUUGUUAGUGGGUGAAAUGCGUCGUGUAAUUCAGCAGUGAGCGACAUACAUGUCUGUUGCUAUGAUAUGUUAACCCACGUAUAUACUAUCACGUAUCAUUCUUGUAGAAUUGUUUACUGUAGCUUCUCUGAACUCAAACUCUAAAUGUCUGUUUCCCUAAAAGUUUUUUGUAGAUGCAGUUACCGCUACUAACAUUCUGA
Molecule: messenger RNA, 1656 nt
Organism: Babesia bovis T2Bo
Lineage: Eukaryota; Apicomplexa; Aconoidasida; Piroplasmida; Babesiidae
Exons: 1
Coding region: 51-1496 (481 amino acids)
Source: RefSeq, a predicted model, not a curated record